Sitophilus oryzae (rice weevil) is the source of this 1512-nucleotide messenger RNA. Its product is annotated as fibrous sheath CABYR-binding protein-like. Lineage: Eukaryota; Metazoa; Arthropoda; Insecta; Coleoptera; Curculionidae. Gene Ontology annotation, biological process: positive regulation of cell motility; cilium assembly; regulation of cilium beat frequency involved in ciliary motility. The record is from RefSeq and is a predicted model, not a curated record. Bases 17 to 1261 code for a protein of 414 amino acids. Gene Ontology annotation, cellular component: motile cilium; ciliary basal body. The transcript is spliced from 7 exons.
ACACUUUACGUCAGGCAUGUUCGCAAAUGCUCAUCAAGGUGGAUUUAUAUCAAUAUUCUUUAGCGUUGGUAGCAAUCCUUUAGCAUUAUGGGAUAAACAGGUAAAAAAUGGUCACAUUCGAAGAAUAAUAGACGAUGAAGUUAAAUCUUUGGUUUUGGAUAUUGGAGGUACCAAUGUAGCAACAACUUACAUAACAUGCCCUAUAAAGCCAAGGGCAUCUUUGGGCGUUAAAUUACCUUACCUAGUCAUGAUUAUCAAGAACAUGAAAAAAUAUUUUUCGUUUGAAAUACAGAUUUUGGAUGAUAAAGAUAUGAGACGAAGAUUCAGGGUAUCAAAUUUCCAAUCCACAACCAAGGUGAGACCCUUUUGCACGACAAUGCCCAUUGGUCUGAGUGCCGGUUGGAAUCAAGUACAAUUCAACUUGGCCGAUUUCACUAAGAGAGCUUACGGAUCGGUUUAUAUGGAGACGACAAGGGUACAAAUACAUGCCAACGUGAGGAUUCGAAGGAUAUAUUUCACCGAUCAACUACACACAGACGAUGAACUUCCUAAUGAGUUUAAACUGUUCGCUCCUGGUCCUGGUACUAAAGGAAAGGAAAGGGAGGAAAGGAAAUCUAAGGAGAUAGCACCAGAGGAUGUUCCAGCAAUCAAAAUCGAGAAAAAGGACGAAGAAGAAGAAAGUCCUCCGCCUCCAACUCCGACUGAGGAAUUUCCAGUUCCAAAGGAAGCGUUACAAGUUGACCAAAGUCUAGUUGAUACAGAAUUGGAACCACUGCCCGAAGGCGAAGGAGAAGCCGUUCCUGGAGAAGAACAACCAAAAGUUGAAGGUGAAGAAGCGGUGGAAGGCGGUGCAGCACCUCCUACUGAAGGUACUGAUGAAACUCAACCAGCUGAGGGCGAAGAAAUAAAAACUGAAGAUGUAGGUCAAGAAGGUGAAGGCCAACCUCCAACUGAUGCUGAAGCGCCAAUUGAAGGUGAGGGUGAAACGGCUGCUACAGAAGAAACAGCAACUACUGGAGAAGCUCCAACCGAGGAAACGGGUGAAGGUGACAUCAAAACAGAAGAAGCACCUCCUGAGGGAGUCGAAGAAAGCCCAGAAGACAAACCCGAUGUUGACGAGAAUGUCACGGCUGAAGCUGAAAAUGCAGGAACUGAUAAUGAAACAACUGAAGUCACUGAAGAAAUUAAGACUGAGGUGACUGAAGAAGUUACUGAUACAGAACCUGCUUCUGAUGCGCCAGCUGAGGAGGUUCCUGAAUGAGAUGCCUGAUAAUGCACGUGUACAUAUUUAUUACUUAAAAUAAAAUUUUGACUCUGAUAUAUAAUUUACAAAAUGAUUUACCCAAGAUUUACCUUGUCUUUUAAAAACUACUUGGGCAACCUUUUUUAAAGGUGUAUUAUAGGCAACCAAUUAUACAUCAUUUAGAGUAUUUAUUUCUCAAUCCAAAUAUCAUCAUUCAGCCAGAUUCAGCCUUAUUUUAAAUUUAUUAAUUAAUAAACUCUUCAAAUAUU